AUGGAACAACAGAUUGAGAGGAAAGAUAAGAGGUUUGCAGAAAUAAGAGAUGAGAUGAGGACUCGGUCUUCAAAGCUUGAAUCCCAGUUGGAGCAAAUCACUAGUCUCCUCAGUCAAAGAGCACUAGGAGCACUACCAUCCCAACCAGAACCGAAUCCAAGGGAACAAGCUAAGCAUGCCCUUGCAUCACCCUGCACUCCCAUGCUGACUGAAAAAGAACGGUCAUGCUUUGAACAGCAUGCCCACGCAGACAAUGAAGGCACGGCCGUGCUAGUACCAAGCAAGGUCGUGCUAACAGAAGACACGGCCAUGCUAGAUGAUGAGCAAGGCCAUGCUUGCCACUCAGAUACGAAAAAGGAAAUAAGGGAAGAUGCAUCAGUGAUACCAAGGAUGAAAGUUCCAUUUCCACAAUGGUUGAUGAGUAACCAGAGAGACUCUCAGUUCAAUAAGUUUCUUGGGAUCCUCAGAAAGCUCCACACCAAUAUCCCUUUUGUUGAAGCCAUCUCACAGAUGCCUAAAUAUGCUAAAUUCCUCAAGGAGAUGCUAAGCAACAAGAAGAAAUUGGAAGAAUUUUAG
Abrus precatorius (Indian licorice) is the source of this 576-nucleotide messenger RNA. RefSeq lists its product as uncharacterized. NCBI's taxonomy places the organism in Eukaryota, Viridiplantae, Streptophyta, Magnoliopsida, Fabales, Fabaceae. Bases 1 to 576 code for a protein of 191 amino acids. The record is from RefSeq and is a predicted model, not a curated record. The transcript is spliced from 2 exons.